AUGAAAACCAUAGCAAGCACACCACCCACAAAUUCAAAAGGCUACACACGUCAAAAAGCAUCCGGAAAACUCUGGGCUCGCGAACGAAUCUCUCUAUUCCUUGACAAAGACACUUUCCGCGAAGUGGGCGCGGUGUCGGGAACAAGUACCUGGAAGACCUCACCAACGAACCCGUUUCAAGAGAAUGUCGAAAACUUUGUCCCUAGCAACAAUCCUCAAGGAUUUGGAUUUAUUACAUGUCCGAGAAGCAAACAAAGUCGACGCGUUUAUAUCACAGCAGACGAUUACGCCAUCAGAGCUGGCCACGCAGAUGGCUCCAGUCACCUCAAAACCCUCUACGGCGAAGAAACAGCCCUAAAACUCAAAAUCCCAGUCGUAAAACUGGUAGACGGGUCUUCGGGAGGUGGCUCAGUGACGACCAUAAAACAACAGGGAUGGUCUUAUUUACCACCGUUGACGAGUUUUCCGGCUGUGAUCAAGCAGUUGGAUGCAGGGAUUCCUAAUCUAGGUGCUGUGGUGGGCCCGGCUAUUGGGCUUGGUGCUGCCAGAGUGGUGUCCAUGCAUUUUUCGGUCAUGGCUGCUGAUGUGGGGAGUUUGUUUAAUGCUGGUCCUGAUGUAGUUGCCAAAGCGACUUUUGAGGAAGGGCUGACUUUGCAAGAUUUGGGUGGUCCGGAGGUGCAUUGUCGCAAUGGCACGAUUGACAAUCUGGCUCCUAACGAGGCAGCUGCAUUCGAGCAACUGAAAACAGUACUGGGAUAUCUUCCUGAUUGCGGAGAUUUGCAGGCCCCUCCUGUGCUGGACGAAAACUGGUCUGGGGAUACUGUGGACAGAGAAGACAUCAAUCUCCGCAGCAUAAUUCCAAGAAAACAAGGCCGAAUGUACAACCCCUACACCAUCAUAACCUCCGUCGUCGACAAAACCUCCUUUUUCGAAAUCGGACGUCUCUGGGGCACCACCGCCAUCGUGGGUCUCGCACGUCUUGGUGGCCGCCCCGUAGGCAUCAUAUCCAACAACUGCGAGUCCUCGACCGGCGGCGCCCNNCUCGACCCCCUGGGUAGCCAAAAGCUCACCCGCAUGAUAAAGUUCUGCGACGUGUUCAAUUUGCCAAUCGUCCAAUUCGUGGAUAUCCCAGGCUAUGCAAUAGGAACAGCGGCAGAAAGAGGAGCAACCAUGAAAUGGGGCGUAGAGCUUGCAAAAGCUUACUACGCAUCCACCACACCCAUAUUUUCUGUGGUGACGAGAAGGUGUUAUGGUAUUGCAGGUGGUGUGAUGAUCGAUUCGCGAUCACCGAGAUCGUUGGUGGCGUGGCCUAGUGGAGAAUGGGGGUCUCUGCCGCUGGAAGGAGGGAUCCAAGUUGCUCAUCGGGCUGAGCUGGCUGCGAUUGCAAAGAAAGAAGGGGAAGAGGCGAUGAAGAAGAGAUAUACGGAGUUGGACGCAGAGUAUCGACGCUUGAUGAAUCCGGUCAGAGCGGCGAAUGCUUUUGGUGUCGAACAGAUUAUUGACCCGAAGGAUACGCGGAGUGUAGUAUGUGACUGGGUCAAAGAUAUGUAUGGUCUGAUCAUGAUUGAUAGGCUCGAAGAUCGUAAGGCAAGGAGGAUUGUGCCGACUUUUACUUAG
Molecule: messenger RNA, 1617 nt
Organism: Aureobasidium musti
Lineage: Eukaryota; Fungi; Ascomycota; Dothideomycetes; Dothideales; Saccotheciaceae
Source: the annotation of a GenBank genome assembly